AUGUCCAAGCUAGACAGUCACGCAUCCAAUGAUCCCAAUCCCACGAUAUGGUCCAUUGAUUCAUGGACGCAACAGCUGCAGCGAAGAAAGGUCAGGUAAGUCUAGGGAAAAAUUUGCUCUAAACCCCCAAAUCUUGCCUUCACAAAUUGAAGCCUGGGAGGGAGCAAAUUCUGCUCUGGAAUUAGGUAAGGUAAGGUGACAUCUACUUCAACAACAAAAAAAAUUCUUCAUCCUUUUGUUGCAGAAAUGUGGAGCAACCUUCCUUUUGAUCUUCUAGCCAAAAUCUUUUCCUUCCUCUCACCGGAUUCCUUGGCACGUGCCAGGUCAGCUUGCCGGCGCUGGCACACUUGUGCCAAGAGUUACCUCUUGACCAGUUCAUGGCCGCAACACCAACAACCUUGGUUCUUGGCUCUGCCCACCCGCAACCGCGGCCAAUGCUGUUAUGCUCACAAUCCAGUUACCGGAAAUUGGCACAUGCUUUCCCUUGAUUUCUUCCCCGUCCCGGUCCGACCUGUCGCCUCAAUCGGCAGUCUCAUCCUCUUAAGAUCCACAAAUUCUACGAUUCUCCAGCUCGCCAUAUGCAACCCUUUCACCAGAGAAUUCAGGCAGCUCCCAGCGUUAAACAUCACCCGGACAAAUCCAGCCGUGGGAAUUGUCUUGUUGGAGUCGGGACAACAUGGUAAUUCUCUAUGCUUUAUGAUCUACGUGGCAGGCGGGAUGUCCGAUGCACCACGAGGCGGUGCCACGUAUGAAUCGACGUUAGAGAUGUAUGACUCGAGGGACGGCACGUGGCAGAUCGUGGGGCCCAUGCCAACAGAGUUUGCGGUGAGGGUAACGGUAUGGACACCUAAUGAUAGUGUCUACACUGAUGGGGUCCUGUACUGGAUGACCUCAGCCAGGGCCUACAGCGUGAUGGCCUUGGAGAUAGGGUCCAACAGGUGGCGAGAGCUGAGCGUGCCACUGUCUGACAGGUUGGAAUUCGCCGCCCUGGUGCGGCGGAACGGGAGAUUGACACUGGUUGGCGGGAUGUUAGACGGAGGAGAUGGGUGUAUAUGGGAGCUGGAAGAGGGGGAGAAAUGGGUCUUAAUUGAGAAUGUGCCUGUUGAAUUGGGAAUGAGACUUACAGGUGGGAAGAGUUGGGGAAGUACAAAGUGUGUGGGAAGUGACGGAGCAAUUUGGUUGUACAGGGAAAUUGGGUCAGGAAUGCUAGUUUGGAGGCAAGCAGAAGGGAAAGGAAAAUGGGAAUGGGUUUGGGUUGAAGGGUGUUGUUUUGUUAGGGGGAAAAUGGUGCAGAAUCUGAUUAUCAAAGGUGUGUUGCUUCAGCCAAAUCUUGCUAAUUCUUCGUGCCUUAAUUGUUAGUUCUGAGCAACUGAUGUAUUCUUGAUUUUAUUUUUAUUAAUGUAUAAUUCUUCGGAUUCUCUAUAUCACAAAAAAAAGAAAAAAAAAAAAAACCCUUCGGAUUCUCGUUGGCUUACGUUUAUUGAACGAAAUUUUUUUUAAUAUAAAUCUCAAAAUGUA
Rubroshorea leprosula is the source of this 1518-nucleotide messenger RNA. NCBI's taxonomy places the organism in Eukaryota, Viridiplantae, Streptophyta, Magnoliopsida, Malvales, Dipterocarpaceae. The record is from the annotation of a GenBank genome assembly.